GUAAUCCACGUUUUGGCGGUGAUUUUCACAUAGAACACACACAAACAAAAGAUCAAAACCCUCGUCGGUGUUGCUUGCUUUCCCAAAACAAAUUCAUCACCGAAACAUUAAUUUUGGGUAUUUUUCCUUUUUGGGUGCAUUUGAGUUGAUCAAGUUUCUGCAAUGCAAACCGUCGAUGAUGCACAAUCUCCAAAUUCAGGCGAACAUGAUGCCAAUUCUUCUGCCAUACGAAGAAACAUCAAAUUAGAGGACGAUGUUAAUCCUCAAGGAAGAAGAUCGAUCGGUGAUUCCCGGAUAAUGGUGAGUUUUAAGUCGACAUCUUCGUUGUUUACUCCGGCGGAGGUCGGUUUCGUUGAAACAGUUAGCGCCGGCGAGGAAGAAAAGAUUCCGGCAACAAAACCGAAGCUGAAUAACAUAAGUUCCGAGGAUCUUCAGUCGGUGAUCGGCAAUCCAAAUUGCAAUAAAAAAUCAACAAGAGUUCAAAGAAAUUGGGAGAAGGCAGAUAGGGGAAAGUUCUUCCCUACGCUGUCUUACCAUGAAAUUGAGCAGGAUUUUAUCUAUAUCACUGGGAAGAAGCCACCGGGAAAUCCCAUGAAGCGACCUAGGGUUUCGCAGAAUCAACUCAAUGCUAUCUUUCCAUGCCACUGCUUAGCGGAAGUUCAUGCUGAUCACUACAAAAAGAAAGACGAUUGAAAGCUAUGAAAAAUCCUGUG
Molecule: messenger RNA, 713 nt
Organism: Lactuca virosa
Lineage: Eukaryota; Viridiplantae; Streptophyta; Magnoliopsida; Asterales; Asteraceae
Source: the annotation of a GenBank genome assembly